AUAAAUCUUCAUUACAUUUAUAUUAAAAUUUUAUAAAAAUGUAAUACAAUACAGAGGUACCUUGAAACUCAACGUCAGUUGGUUCUGGGAGUGGCGUUGAGUUUAAAAGGCGUUGAGUUUCAAGGUAUGUUAAUGUGUUCCAUGGUCCCGUGGAACUGCAUAUAUUUUAGGCUAAUGUAAAAUAAUGGGGUUGUUUUUGACACUUAUACACUGAAAAUAACACAAAUAUAAUAUAAAAAAACACUGAAAUACAAUUGAAAAACAGUUAAACACAAUAAAACCUGUACUUUACUUCUUUAUUGUUUCCUUACGCUUCUUAAUGGUGGAAAUGCUUGAACUUGGAAUACCGUAUUCCGUUCAGUAAAGGCGCAUUCACAUGCGGCACAAUAGCUGUUGCACUGGCUGUUUUCUAUAGAGUGUGUUGGUGCACAAAGCUUAACGUGACUUAUUGUACUAAAACAAGCGAGGAAUUUCAUUAGUAGAGAACUUAUGAGCAGUAAUAAUUAAGAAAAGUUUAGUGUUCCUGUGUCGUUCUUUUAAUACAUUAAGUCACGAUUAAGCUUUUUAUAAUGAUAAGCAUUUUAGACUUUUUUUUUUUUUUUAAAGCUAAUUCUUACAAUUUCUAAGAACCCCAAGCUAUAGGACAAGUUUAAAAGUGAAACAGUGAGGAAUCCAGCUAAACUCAGAUAACAGGGGGAUGCUUCCAGGGUAAUUUGACACUAAUGCAGAUUCAUCUUAUAUGGUGAGUUUAAGGUAAACGUUGAGUUACAAGGUACCACUGUAAUCCAAUGAUUGUUUAAGCUUUUUGUUAAAUAGGCCUCAUAUAACAUAUAACUCAAUGGCUAAUUCUCAUUUACAUGCCUUAUGAAGAGGUUCAAACAGAAAACAAAACUAAUUCUUCCCUUUUAAUGCACAGGUUGAGCAUAAGAAAAUGUUAAACGGCAUAUAACCUGUGCACAUUGAUUAUUUUAUCGUUUAGUUUUACAGCUUUGUCAUAUUUGGUAAAGAAAAACGAGUAUUUGUGCAUUUAAUAAUUAUCAUCCCAUUAGAUGAUGUGUCACCUAAAAAAAUCAACAAAACUUAAUUCGACCAGAGGUUUAAUUGCAAUACACUGAGUUGUGAUAUUUUCCAGACCUCAUUGCUUUUAUUUAUCAAAAAUAUAUAUUUGGAUUUGGAAAAUGCUAAGAAUUUGAUCAAAACAUAAAGCAUAUGUAUAAACAUCAAAAAGAAUCCUAUGUGUAAACAUUAGACAGAAAUGGUGUCUUUUCUGGUACCCUGUCCCGCCACCUGUUGGUGAGGGUGAGUAUUACAACAGCUGCUGUAUUUAAGGUAAGAGGCUGCAAUGCGUCUCGGCAUUUCAUUCUGACAUCUCCACACGCACAGCUGGUCGCCUAAAAUACAAGAUCUAACAAAAAGGAUCUACUAAAGUAAUUCACAGUAUAAAAAGCGGGAGGAAUAGAUAUCAGGAUGCCAGAAUUUCAACUUUAUUUUAAAUUCUACUUUCUUCUACUUUUUGUGAGUUUGGCAGUCGAUGCUGCCCCCGAGCAGAGAAGUCUGUACAUGUGGAUUGAUGCCAGGCAAGCAAGAAUAUUAAUAGGUUUUGAGGAGGAUAUUUUGAUUGUUUCUGAUGGAAAAAUGGCUCCAUUCACUCACGACUUCAGAAAAGCCCAGCAGCGGAUGCCCGCCAUCCCCGUUCACAUCCACCAUGUGAACUUCACCUGGCAAGUGACUGAUGAUCAGGAAGAGUACUUCUAUGAGUUCCAGAGUCUGCGUUCGUUUGACAAAGACAUCAUGGAUGACCCUGUUGUCAACGUCCCUCUCUUAGGCUCAGUGCCACACAAAGCUUCAGUGGUCCAAGUAGGCUUCCCGUGCCUAGGAGACCAAGAUGGGGUGGCAGCAUUUGAGGUCACUAUCCUGGUGAUGGACAGAGGUGGAAACAUUGUACUUAGGACUCCACUUAAUGCUAUCUUCUUCAAAACCUGCCAGAAAGCAAAGUGUCCUGGGGGCUGCAGGAAUGGAGGCUACUGUAAUGAGAGGCACGUCUGCGAGUGUCAGGAUGGGUUUUUUGGCACACACUGUGAAAAAGCCUUGUGUUCACCAAGAUGUUUGAAUGGGGGAAUGUGUACGAGUCCUGGUAUGUGUAUUUGUCCUCCUGGGUAUCAUGGAAACAGCUGUGAGAAAGCUAACUGCACCACCACAUGCUUGAACGGAGGAACUUGUUUCCAUCCUGGAAAGUGUAUUUGCCCUGCUGGGUUUGAGGGUAGCCUCUGUGAACUAAGUAAAUGCCGCCAGCAGUGCAAAAAUGGAGGCAAAUGCAUCGGGAAAAACAAAUGCAAGUGUAGCAAAGGAUACCAUGGAGAUCUGUGCUCUAAAGCUGUCUGCGAGCCCAGCUGUGGAGCACACGGGUCCUGUGUGGAACCCAACAGGUGUCAGUGCCAGGAGGGUUGGCAUGGACGUUACUGUAAUAAAAGAUACAGAGGAGGACUCUCUUUCCUCCACCGCCAAUCCACCUUAAGAACCAAGUCUCCAACCACAUCAGAGAAAGAAACCAAGGAGACCUCAGACUCCAGCCGACCUUCAGAUACCAAUUAUGUAGUUUAAGCUUCCCACUGUUCCUUAGUGCCUCUCUGACUUGCCCCCCUCACCUUCUGUUCAUCAUCAUUUGUUUGGGGACCCUGCUAUUCUGUACUGCUUUUUCUACCAAAACAGACUAAACUGCAUUUCUAGUAUCCCAGCUCAGAACUAUUCUGAUUAAGUAUCUCCCACCACCGACGGGUUCUUCUCCAGUCCUUCAGACACUGGGAAGGAGUGGUGCUUCUGCAGGAAAUGAAAACAUGAAUCACAGCUAGUAUAUUACAGGUCAGAAGCACUUUUGUGAGGGCAGUGAUUAUUGUGGUCAGCUCAUGUGCAUGGGUUGGCUAGUCCUUCCUGUUUCUCUUUAAUCACUUUCUCUUCUAGAAAAAGACAUUGAACAGAUGUUGGAAUACCCCCAUCCCCCCAUCCUUUUUUUUUUUUUGUAAUAUGUACUAUGUAUUUUAUAUCUACCUAAAGUGGAUAUGCUUCGUGAAAUGGAAAUAUAUAUAGAUGUAUCUAGCUUGAUGUGUAGUUUUAAAUUGUAUAACAAUGCAAAUAAGCUGCUUUUUACAUCAUACUUUAAUAAAUAAUGGAAUAUUUUAUCAACUAGGUGAUACACCACUAAAAAUAAAACCAUUUCAUGCUUCCUCUCCACCAAUGCCGAUCCCUGCUCUGAUUGAGGAGAAUGAAGCUUAUCCAUGCCCCCUCCGACACGUGGGCAGCAUGCCGUAUGCAUUUUAUCACCUACACUUUGAUGAGUGCAGUGCAGCUCAGCGUUGUGUACAGAGAGACACACCCUAAGAGCACUCUUUUCUCAUCUCUGUGCAGGCACCAUUAGUCAGCCAGCUGUAACUGCACCAGUCAUGGGAGAGAGACCCCAUCCGGCUUAGUCCCGCCCAUAUCUGAACAACAGGCCAGUCGUUGUUCAUGUGGCCGCUCAGCCUUAGUCGGUAGGCAGAGCUGAGAUUCGAUACGAUGUAUUUGAGAUCCAAGCUCUGGUUCCUGCGUGUGUUUUUUACCGUUGCGCCACCUGAGCGGCCUGACUGUCUGACCUUUUAAACAUCAAUGUUUUAUUGUGUUUAAAAAAAUCACAUGAAAAUGGGACGUUUGUCAUAACAUUAUUGGGAUUUUAAUGACUAAAUUAUCGAAACAUACUUCCAAGUUCAAAACAGACCUUUCACGAAAAUAACUUCUUUUAUAAAUUGAUAGUAGUUUUUGUUCAAUUAUGUAAAAAUUUACAGUGGUACCCUGUAACUCAACAUCGCCUAAACUCGCGUUUCCCUUAAACUCAACGUGUUCAGUUUCUUUUAAAAAAAUUAUUUAUUUAAUUUCAAAUUAACAAUAACCAGCUUGGGCGGUGCAGUAAAAUGUCAUCAAAAUGUGAAUAUGAGACGAAUCUGCAUUUGUGUGGAAUAUUAAUCAAAUCCACUCUGAAAGCAUCCACGUGUAUUUAUGUUUAUCUGGAUUUUUCUCCUGUUAAAAAGCAGCGCAAAAGCUAAUGUGCUGCUUCUCAUGUGAAUGUGCCGGUACUGAAUGGAAUACGGUAUUCCAAGAUCAAGCAUCUCCACAAUUAAAAAGCGUAAGGAAACAAUAAAGAAGUAUUACUGUUAACAUAAGUUUUAACUUAGUCUAAAUAGCUGCUGAACACUUAAUUGAGGUUACACCUGUGAGCUGUUAACUUUAUACAGAUUUAAUUUGAACUUGAUAGCUGCUGAGUUGAGAGUCAAAGUGGAUUUGAGAGCUGCUGAUUAGUCUAGAAUAUGAACGCUGGUGACUUGAGAUUAAAGACUUGACUACAGUUCUGCUUUCAACAAACCAUAUACACAUUAUACAAGACAAAAAACUGAGCUGGACCAGGUGUAUUGUCAGUAGAUAUGGAAAGCACUGGGCACUGUUCUUAGUUCUUAGGGUUCUUUUGAUGAUCCACAUUUUAAACAAUGUAUUUGGGGUUAUGGGCUGCUUGGUUCAUGUUUGUUGUGCGCUGAGUCUGUCACAAAAAUGUGGACCACCUGGGUGGUCCUAAGAACUAGACGAGGAAAUGGCAAUAUAAAUAGCAUAAUUUUCAUUUAGAAGCAGUCCUGCACACAUUUCCUCCACAUGCUGUCCAGUGUGUGAAGUGAAGAGUGCACAACACAGCAGGGUGCAAAUGAGAGAUGAUCAUGUAAUGAUGAGUGAGGAAAAAAAUUCGGAGGACCUUCGUUAUUUCCAAAAAAAUAUGAAGCAUUAAGAUAAAACUACUGUGUAUUUAGAAAUGUUUAAUUACUUUAAAUAUAAAUCGUUUCUGGAUGCAUUUAAGACUUCACAUAUAUACAGUGCUCUGGAAAUAUUUGGCACAUACCAGAUUUCUUCUAUUUUUUGCUAAUUUAUCACAUUUUAAUAUUUCAGUUCACCAAUGUUUCAAGUUUUUUCCAUUUGUGUAUAGUAUCUCUCACUGUGAUUUGCAGGAGUCCAGAGCUGUAGCAAUGGCUUUAUAACUAUUUCCAGGUAGAUUUCAAUUAGUUUGUUUGGCAUCUGUAUUUGAAUCUCUUUUGAAUGUGAAUAACUGUUAAACUGAUUCCUUUAUUAAAUAUCUAACAUAUUUACUAGAAAACAAUAUAACUCUUGCUAAAUGCAACUGUCCACUGUCGCCUCACAGCAAGAAGGUUCGAUCCUGGGUCCUGGGGUCGAUCCCUAGGUGGGGUGGUCCGGGUCCUUUCUGUGUGGAGUUUGAAUGUUCUCCCCGUGUCUGCGUGGUUUUCCUCUGGGUGCUCCGGUUUUCUCCCACAGUCCAAAGACAUGCAGUAAGGUGAAUUGGAGACACUAAAUUGUCCAUGACUGUAUUCGAUAUAACCUUGUGAACUGAUGAAUCUUGUGUAAUGAGUAACUACCGUUUCUGUCAUGAAUGUAACCAAAGUGUAAAACAUGAUGUUAAAAUCCUAAUAAACAAACAAACAAACUAAA
Messenger RNA from Trichomycterus rosablanca, 5514 nucleotides. RefSeq names its product wnt inhibitory factor 1 (gene wif1). Bases 1468 to 2601 code for a protein of 377 amino acids. The record is from RefSeq and is a predicted model, not a curated record. The transcript is spliced from 10 exons. Gene Ontology annotation, biological process: anatomical structure development. Gene Ontology annotation, molecular function: signaling receptor binding. Gene Ontology annotation, cellular component: extracellular region; cell surface. NCBI's taxonomy places the organism in Eukaryota, Metazoa, Chordata, Actinopteri, Siluriformes, Trichomycteridae.